Messenger RNA from Lodderomyces oxycetoniae, 1161 nucleotides. RefSeq names its product mitochondrial 54S ribosomal protein mL38. The transcript has a single exon. NCBI's taxonomy places the organism in Eukaryota, Fungi, Ascomycota, Pichiomycetes, Serinales, Debaryomycetaceae. The coding region runs from base 1 to 1161 and encodes 386 amino acids. The record is from RefSeq and is a predicted model, not a curated record.
AUGUAUAGACGAACUGCGAUUGCUACAUCCAGGAGGAUUAGCAGCAGGAAACAGAGUACUAGUGCCGGAGGAAUAUGGUCAAACUUUAAAGAUAGGUCAACGAGCUUGCAGCUAAAAAACGAGUCUAUCAAACAAGGCUUGUUUCAAAAACUAGAUCCAAACAAAGGUCCAGCAUCACUACCUACCUACGAACAGAGACUAGAGUACCAUUCGCCAUUAGAGAUAGACGAGACUUUUUCAAUGGCAUACAAGGUUUUAGAAGAGGAAGCUGAAUCAAAGUACGAAAGUAUACGUGCCUUGCAGAAACAGAUUAAUGAAUCUAACCAAAAAGAAGAAGAUAUUCAAUCUUUGAAGGAUCAAUUAGACAAAGAGCUAGUCUCUGCCGAAAUAAACAAUCCUGAAGUCUUAUACAAUGUCGAGUUUAAUGAUGCCGAAAAAAUCGACAAGUCCCAACCGGUUUAUAGACACCUUUUGAAACAAAAGUGGGAAAGUUACGAUUUGAUGUUGCUUAUGCAAAGAUUGGAGCAGUUUCAUGUUAUACCAGAUACUUUGCCAACCUUGGUCCCCAAAGCUGAUGUAAAAAUUAAGUUCACACACAAUACAAACCCCGAGUUUAACCACUGGGUUGAGCCGGGUCAGUUCUUACCUGCAUCUGUAGUUUCACAACCACCAACUAUCCGAAUCCAAGAAUUUGACAGAGUAGAAGGUGAGAACAAUUUCUACUCGGUAUUAUUGGUGAACCCCGAUACACCAAACUUGGAUACAAACUCCUAUAUUACAACACUACAUUACGGAUUGUACAAUGUUCCUUUGAACAACGUUGAUAAUACAAUAGAUGUAUCAAAAUUGAUCAAGAUUGGACCAAAAAUCACCUUCAAAGAGUAUUUACCAUUGACGCCAGAAAAAAACGCUCCAAGCCAAAGAGCCUGUUUGUGGGUGUUUAGACAAUCUGGAAAGAUUGACAAGAACAAUAUUGUUGAUAAUUAUGAAAAAGAUUUUGAUAUCAGAGCUUUUGCAGAGGAGAAAGGUUUAACGGCAGUUGGUGCUCAUGUUUGGAGACAGAAAUAUGAUAGAAGUGUUCCAGCAGUGAGAAAGCAAUACGGAUUGGGCCAAGGCAGAGUAUAUUACAAGGAAAGAACUCACGACCCGGUUAAUCUCUAA